AUGGUGGUGGUGAUGCUGGAGGUGUCGCUGGAGGAGGAGCCGGUGGAGGUGGCGCUGUUGGAGGAGGAGCUGUUGGACUUGGAGGAGGCUAUGGAGGUAAAGGAGGUGGUGGUGGGGGGGGCUCAGGAGGUGGUGCUGGUGCAGGUUCAGGAGGAGGAGGAACUGGUGGUGGUGGUGUUGGAGGAGGAAGUGUUGGAGUUGGUAAUGGAGGAGGAGGUGGUGGUGGCUGUGGAGGUGGUGGUGGUGGUGGUGGUGGCGGCAUUGGAGGGGUACACGGUGGCUUUAGAGGAGUUGGCAGUGGUCAUGCAGGUGGCGAUGGAGAAAUUGGUGCUGCAACGACCAAGGAGCACGUCCCUUCGCCACAGCUCCAGGUCCACUGCAAUUGUACUCCGCAUGGACUAG
Sphenostylis stenocarpa is the source of this 402-nucleotide messenger RNA. NCBI's taxonomy places the organism in Eukaryota, Viridiplantae, Streptophyta, Magnoliopsida, Fabales, Fabaceae. The record is from the annotation of a GenBank genome assembly.